UGGCAGUGGUAGUAGGCCCCGGCCUGUGCUAGUUAUGGCGUGCCCUGCACUGCUCCGCGGAAUCCUGCGAGCCGUCUACAGCCGUGUGUCCCCAGGUCUCAGGGGCCCCUGCAGGCGGCUGCAUUAUGUGCAGGGCCAAAGCCCCGAGCCCCGGAUCCGGGAGUAUUUCUACUAUAUUGACCACCAGGGACAGCUCUUCCUAGAUGAUACCAAAGUGAAGAAUUUCAUCACCUGUUUUAAAGACAAACAGUUUCUUGUAUUUUUCUUCAAACAAGUUCGGAGGAACGAGAGUGGUCGGUACGCGGAGGACUUCCCUUAUAUCUCCCCCUGUGGCAGGGAGAGGAAUUACAUUCGCUGUGACGACCGCCCGGUGGUCUUUACCCACCUGCUCAGUGACGAGAGCUUAGAGGCCCAGCACCUGUCAUACUGCGGGGGAGGGGACAAGCUGACGGUCAGGUUUGAGCCCGAGAAGCUCCUCAUGUUACCUGAGAACGGGCGAGUGUAUCACCCGGCCCCGGAGAAGGCUGGAGGCGUUGGACUUGUCAAAUCAUCGCUGGCCUUUGAGCUGAGUCCUUGCUUUGAGUUUGCGUCAGGUGCCAGUGCUGGUACUCCCAUCAGUUUCCACUGGCAGGGGAAGCGUUACCAUCUCAGCAAUGAGCUCCUCGCCCUCAUCUGAGACACCAGAGUCUCCAGGUUUCUUCUGACCCUGAAAUGAAUUUCUCCUGGGGAUCCGCACAGAAGCCGAGAAGACGGAGAAGUGGACAUGUUGUGUUCUUGCUGGAGAGGUGAAGAGCGGGGAAAGCCGAGCCCUAAAUAUGGUCACUCUCAUGAUGUGGGUUUAUACUACAACCCCUAGUCUGUGCUGCCUUACCCUGCGCCCAUGAGGCCGAUGGGGUGGCAUUCAGACUCGGCCUUGCUUGCUCUUGCUGAUUACGCACAGUAGGACCGUUUUAUUAGUUUUUUUGGUGGUUGUUUUUUUUUUUUCUUUUGGGCAUUUUUUAAAAAAUGCACUUUUUUGGCUGAACAUAGUCCUGCUGAGAAAAUGGUGAAUGAAGAGUUAACCUCCGUUCAGGAGGGCUUGCAGUAGCGCCCAGUCCCCGUAGCUGUGUAAUCCAUCUGUACGCCGUCCCGGGCGCUCCCUUCUGCCCUCCAGCGCGGUCGUGAGAAGCGUCACUGCGAUGGCUGAUAACAGCGAGGUUACAGCGUCGUCGGGCACCGCACCACAAUAAAUAUACACAGUGCCCAGUCUUAUGGUUGUAUGGUCUCCAUGUGUGAUCAGCAAUGGCUGUCCGAGCUGGUGGAGCAGCAUGGAGUGAUGCAUUCGGUGCUUCCCACUUACCUUGGUGCUGGAGGGGCUAUCAUUUAUAAUGGUGACCAUGCACAUAGCGGGAAAUCUCAGCCCUCAUAAAUCGGGUGUCCCUGUUAGGACCAAACGUCAGUGAACACUGAUGGAUCCACACCUGGUGGUAAAGUAAUGGUCUGCUCCAUCUACAGCGAGCCUAGCCACGUCUUCAGAUCAUAGAUCCCUACUGAGAAGACUGCAGGGAUCCACUAGUCGGAGCACACAAGGAAUAUUGAUGUAGUAGUGCCGGAGGGUUUGGCAGUAUUCCUAUGUUAUAUAUGGUGGCUCGGAGAAGGUGGGGGUCAGGAUAUAGAUGCCGAUACGUGGGAGGUCUCUGGGGGCGACUUUUCCCAUCUUGUCAGACUCCAGAGCAGAUUUUACUAGUAACCACUGGAGAUGAAUAGGAAGUGCUCAGAAUGUGGCCCCUGCAUUCUCUCCAUGAGCUGAUACGGAGCCAUGGAAACCAGUAUGUGGAUAGGGGAGCGUUGCCUCCUGUGGUCACACAAGGACCUGAUAUCUGCAUUGUGACAGGGCUGAGAGGUGGGUUAGAAAGAUGGGGUAACUGAACCCUAGAAAUCUGCUGCCACCUGACCAUCAUACAGGUCUUUUCCCAUUAUCCCUGAGAUCUGAACAGUGAGGGAUCAGCGGGGAUCAGACGCUUGUUACAUGCAGGGCCCCGGGGGUUGUCCUUUUGUCUCCUGUAUAAGAAGCUCAGGAUCUGUUAUAUGGAGGUCACAAGGGCCGGGGCUUUGUAGAAAGUGAGGGUAUUGAUCCCAGAUGCUGCAGAUGUUGGAUUUGGGUCUCGUCAUUGUUUGUGGGGGUCAUGAUGAUGCUCCCUCCCCAUUUGGGUAAGAUCAGAGGCCACAAACGUAGGGCAGAGGGGAGACCCCAUUAGUAACAUUGAGGGGGUGGAAUAUCUUGGGAACUUGUCAUCAGGCUGUCAAAGUGGAUCCGAAUGUAUUGGAAAGAUUAGACUCAAGCGGGUGCAGAGACUGACCAACAGGAAGGCUUACCACCUUUUAAAGACUGAUGCCAACCUAGCGGGGUAUUACUGAAAAGCUUGUCACCAAGUCUUCUUCUGACCAUGGAACUGUAGGUCCCAUAGUCUUCUGUUACAGCUUAGUCCUUGCUCCCCGUUCUUCUUCUGACCAAGGACUUGGCGGCCCCUUAGUCUUCUGUUACAGUCUGGUCCUUGGUCCCUGGUCUUUUUCUGGCCAUGGACUUAGAGGGACCCUUAGUCUUAUGUUACAGCUUAGUCCUUGCUCCCCGUUCUUCUUCUGACCAAGGACUUGGCGGCCCCUUAGUCUUCUGUUACAGUCUGGUCCUUGGUCCCUGGUCUUUUUCUGGCCAUGGACUUAGAGGGACCCUUAGUCUUAUGUUACAGCUUAGUCCUUGCUCCCCGUUCUUCUUCUGACCAAGGACUUGGCGGCCCCUUAGUCUUCUGUUACAGUCUGGUCCUUGGUCCCUAGUCUUUUUCUGGCCAUGGACUUAUAGGGACCCUUAGUCUUAUGUUACAACUUAGUCCUUGCUCCCCAGUGUUCUUCUGACCAAAGACUUGGCGGCCCCUUAAUCUUCUGUUACAGUCUGGUCCUUGGUUCCUGGUCUUCUUCUGACCAUGGACUUGAAGGCUCCUUAGUCUUGUGAUACAGUCUGGUCCUUGGUUCCUGGUCUUCUUCUGACCAUGGACUUGAAGGCUCCUUAGUCUUCUGGACAUGAAGAUUGUGAUACUAUCAUCUGCCAUGUUGGGCCCGUACCGCCGCCUCUCAGAGGGAUGAUGAAUUCACACUUCUAGCCUCUGUAUAAUCAGGACAUUGUGGCUUCAUCCAUCAGCCGAGCCGCUGAAGAAUGUGCAGCAGAUUACAUCUAACAGCUGGAGAGCGAUAUUCAUUUCUUCUCAUUCUCGCAGAUCAUGAAAAAUGAACGCACAACAGUCAAAAAAUGGCGUGAAAACGGAGUAUACGCAAUGAGGCAUCGAAGAGCGCGCGCACAGGAAGUCAGGGGGCAGCUGCUAAUGGCUUCCCCAGGUCGUAGGAGGUCCAUAAGGAACAUAAAUCAUAGGGGCAUAAGAAUUUUCUACAGCACUGUACACAGAUUUAUCACUCCCAUCAUCCCCAAGUGCAGGAGCUCACAAUCUAGUCUCCCUAUCUCACACACAAAGUAUAACUCCCAUCAUCCCUGAACCCAGGAGCUCACAAUCUAAUCUAACCAUUCACUGCUCAGUGGUACUACCCACAGGUGAGCAAUGUUCAUCAUGAGACUCCUGGUUCAUGAGCUGAAUGCCAGUGUCACAGUGAAGACUGACACACAGGCAGUAGUAGGGAGAAGGAGGGAAAAGCAGCAGUGCUAAUAAUGGUGGCCCUUAGUGAUUGCCACAGAAAAUCAUUUCCUUGCAUACAUCCUUGAUGUAAAUGAUGGGAGUAGUUGUCACUGAUAGGAGAAGCACAUGACUUGCGAGCUCCUGGCCUCCAUGGCAGUCCAUCAGAAGGAUCAAAGAGCCGGCCAAGAUAAUGAUGGGAGUGACGAGAGGGUGCACAGCGGACCCACCCCCCAAUGACUGUCGCCACAAGAUUCUGCACCCUUCAUCUCCCACAACCCCUCCCCCAACCUGACACAGACGAGGUGGCUGUGCUUCAUUAAUAGCCUGGUAGGUGAACCUGACACAGUGGAGAAUA
This is a messenger RNA of Bufo bufo (common toad), 4014 nucleotides long. RefSeq names its product chromosome 5 C8orf82 homolog (gene C5H8orf82). Lineage: Eukaryota; Metazoa; Chordata; Amphibia; Anura; Bufonidae. The transcript is spliced from 3 exons. The record is from RefSeq and is a predicted model, not a curated record. The coding region runs from base 35 to 676 and encodes 213 amino acids.